This is a messenger RNA of Lolium rigidum, 1347 nucleotides long. RefSeq lists its product as uncharacterized. Gene Ontology annotation, molecular function: protein binding. The transcript is spliced from 8 exons. The coding region runs from base 1 to 996 and encodes 331 amino acids. Lineage: Eukaryota; Viridiplantae; Streptophyta; Magnoliopsida; Poales; Poaceae. The record is from RefSeq and is a predicted model, not a curated record.
AUGAUAAACCAGUGCACAGGGAUUGUCGUUGAGAUAGAUGCAUUUAAGAACUCUGCUAUCAUUCUCACCUCAGCAUGGCUUUUCUGCACCAAGAAACCUUUGGAUGAUUGGACAAAGAAGGAGUACGCUACUGAGGCAAAGGUUAAUGUUCAUAUGUUGGACGACUCAACUUUAGAGUGUCGUUUGAUGUUCUUCAGCGAGCACUAUGAAAUAGCCUUCUUUGAGAUUAGUGGGGAUAUUUCAUUGAAGGCUUUGUCAUUGGAACGUAAUGUGGAUUUAGGCCAGGAUGUAUUUCUAUUGGCUAGAGAUACAAAUUUGAAUCUGAUUUAUAAGCGAGACAAGGUGCAACUUGUAGAUCCUUGUGAACAUCAGCAAAAUCACUAUCAAUUCCUCAACGGUCCAAUUCCUCAGUGUGGAACUGGAGGUGGAGUGCUGGAUGCUGGUGGAAAAAUUGUAGGGAUGCUAUUCUAUAAAUUGCCUCUUGUUGCCUUCAUUCCAAGCUCUCUUAUUCUUAAAUGUUCAACCAUGUGGCAACAUUUUAGGCAACUUGCUCGACCCCAGCUUGGCUUGAAGCUAAGGACAUUAGCAUUUCUUGAUAUUCCCCGUAUUGAGUUGAUGUCACGUAAAUUCAGUAUUUCCUCUGGUCUCAUUGUUGGAGAGAUUUCAGCGAAAUGUGAUGCUGAGAAGCUUGGCAUUAGGGCAGGGGAUAUUAUCUUUUCAUGCCAAAAAGAGCGUGUUUCAAGUAUUGUUCAGCUGGAACAUGUGUUGUUGGGUGUUGGUGAAAAACAUCUUGAGAAAAGCAAUGAUCUCAGCUCUAAAGUUGAGGUUGAGAUCGGUGUAUUUCAUGUGCGCAAACGCAUACAGAGAUUCAUCACAUUAAGAGUAGAUUUGUCCGAUCAUCUUGAAGUAUUUUACUCAGACGAUGAAGAUGCUAAGGCAGAAGGAAACACUGGAGAAGAAGGGCCCGCAGCAGCUGCAUGUGAAGCAAAGCCAUGAAGAAUGUGGAUUUGAUCUCUAUCCAUGACUUCUUUGUAAUGGUCAUCAGAUAUUUAGCUAGACGCUACCUAGGAUUUUUGCUGUAUACUCUGAAGAAUGGAUCACUGCCCCUGGAGUAAGGAAGUAGAUGUAGUGUUGGUAUCUUUUGGAUGGAACUUGCUAGAUAGUGUUAGUUUUUUAUGGUACUGUUCUGGAUUCUGGAUCAUGCCCUAGUACUACAAUUGCAAGCUGUUCUGGAUUCUGUUAAUUGGUCAGCAUGUAUGCAUCUGGUUUUGAAAACAAAACUUGUAAUACUUGCUAUAUUGCUAAUUGUUUCUCUCUCCGUUCACUAAUGUAAACCUUUUAGCUUUU